AUGGAACUGUGCACCAAGGGCCUGGGUUCUUCUGUCAACCAGCUGAAAUCACGCGGUAUCAACCUGGCUUGCGUCAGGACUUGUGUCGUUGUGGCAGAGGAAAGGCCAAGAAUCAACCUCACCACGAAACGGGGCAGUCCUCACAGUCUGUGCCUGAUGGAAAGCGGAAAACUCCUUCCUGGCGUAAAAGUGAUCAUCGCAAAUCCCGAGACGAAAGGGCAGUGUGGGGAUUCCCACUUGGGAGAAAUCUGGGUGCAGAGUGGACAUAAUGCUAGCGGGUACUUCACUAUCUACGGGGACGAGAGCGAGUAUGGGGAUCAUUUCAAUGCCAGAUUGGUCACAGGCAACACGGGCGAAGUGUACGCGCGCACCGGCUACCUAGGCUUCCUGCGCCGUCUCGACGACUCUGGCCCCGAACGCGGCACGGGAGCCGGUCCACUCACCGCUGACGAAACGAUCCUCGUACCGUCACGUGACAGCGACGCGGAGUCGAUUGGCUCGGCGCAUCACGUGGCCGCUCUGCCGGCCACGCAAAGCGGAGCGGCGGGAGACGGCGGCCCGCCCGAGCUGCACGACGCCGUGUUCGUCGUUGGCGCGCUCGACGAGACUAUCGUGUUGAGGGGAAUGCGGUAUCAUCCAAUCGACAUCGAGAACAGUGUGUUGAGUGCCGUAUUCACGUGGACCAACCUGCUGGUGGUAGUCGUAGAGCUCGACGGCAACGAGAGCGAAGCGUUAGAUCUCGUCCCCUUAGUAACGAACACGGUACUAGAAGAGCACCACCUGAUCGUAGGAGUGGUAGUAGUGGUGGACCCAGGGGUGGUACCGAUCAAUUCCAGAGGCGAAAAACAACGGAUGCACCUCAGGGACGGAUUCUUAGCUGACCAGUUAGACCCCAUCUACGUCGCGUACAAUAUGUAACGUAGACCAAACGGGAUGGUUAAGAGACGUGGUGUUGGAACUGAUAUGGUUGCGAGAAGUAUGUAACGCAGAGGAUAGGGCAGAAUUUGUGGAUGAUCUUACGGUUUCGUAUAGCAGGCAAGGCUCUAUAUCUAAGCGACCCUUAGCAGUUGAGUGGCGACCUUAAAUAAGCAUCUCAGUCGUUUCUUGAGGCCUCCUUGUUUUUUGCGUCCUAUACGAAAUUUUGCACUUAUUCUAAUAAACGAUUUGAAAACCGAGCAUUCUUGUGGGAAAUUUUCCAACAUGAUUUUAUUUCUAAAAUCGCAUUUGUUGGAUGCCUUUUAACGUUUUUUUGACUCUGAAUAAAAAAGGUCCUUUGUCACCCCCUCUAAAGUUAGCCUUCGAAUUACAGGAGAUUAAUUAAUUGUCAAAACAAAGUUCAAACCCUCCUCUCCAACACCUCGAAGAGUAUUUUUCGCUCGGUUUAUUUUGAAGCAUUGUUUUAACUGUUACUAAUGCUUCAAGGACCACGAGCAUGAUACGGCAAAUUAUUGAAGAUUGAUCAGAAUGAUAAAGAAAAAACGUUUCUGGAGCGAAAAUAAAUGUUUUUGUAAUGUUAAAAAUGAUGAAUAAAAAUAUAGUUGGAAAAUUUGUCACGAGAAUGGUUGAUGAACAGAAACGACCAGAUCUAAAAAAUAUUACAAUUCUUACGCACUGAUAUGAUAUUGAUAAGGGCUAGACGAAACCUUGUUAUUGUGGCUUUUAUAUAACGAUUUUUAAUGACAAAAUUUUAGGUUGAAAAAUGCAGACGCAAAAGAAGUAGAUUUUUUAACCGACGUUUUGAUAUUCGUUUUUUUUGUUGUUGAAUUUUUUUUAAACAAGAACGGACUCAAUCUACUUUGAAAUGCAAAAAAAAAAAUAAUGGAGAAUCCUCAAUUCGUCUUGUGUCAUAUUAUUUUCAGUUAUUUUAAGAUUUUGGAUAUUUCCGUUUGAUUUUUUCUAGAAACGACUCUUUUUAGAAAAAUAUUCUUAUCACAAAAAUAAUAAACAUAUAUUUGACUAUUUCUUAAUCAAUUUUUAUAUGAAACCUCAAUGAAUGCGUACAUAAUAUAAAUCAAAGCAGAGAUCUCAUGAAAAUCUGUGGUUUCAAAAAUAUAAAAAUUUAACCAAGUUGCAUCUCAAUUACUAAUUUAACGAAAAAUGAGGCAACUCUCGGAAAACCAAUUUGAUUUCUUUCAAAUUAUGCUCAAGAAAAAAAAAAUGUAUAUAUGAACAAUCAUAUGUGAGUAGAUUAGCAAUAUUACAUUCUCAGUUGUUUCCAAAAUUGAUAUUAGUCAAAAAAUUAUUUACAGGGACCAAUAACUUUCUACGGGGAGACUGGUUCGUAAACUAAAAAUCAUGUACAAGGGCUUCUUGAACGUUCGUAUCUAAAAUGUGGUGUUCAAUUAUGACAAAUUUCCUUGGAUCGCACAUUUUCCUUGAAAAUGUCAGAACGACAGAAACAACAGAAAAAAAUCAAGCUACUCUUUAUACUGAAUACACAACUACAGUUGUACUAUAUAGGACAACUAUAGUUGUUUGAUGUAAGUCUAGAUUUGGCUCAAUCGUUGGUGUAAUUGAUGUAAAGGCCUAAUACGGCUAUUUGUUCAUUUCGACUUGCUUCUGAGAUAUAGUGCAACGUAAUUUCCAUCUUAUUUUAGUUUUAUACCGAGUCGACUAUUAUUUUCUCAAUUUACGAUGUUUGUAGGGUAUACUUCUUUGCCAUAAUAUCACCUUAAACUUCGUGAUCAUGAGUAGGAGCAAGUGUAACCUCUUUAAUAGUCACACAGAUUGAAAUGAAGUAGCUUUCUCUUGAGACCUCGUAUUUGUGAAUUGGUGACGUUUCCGUAAAUUUUUGACAACAAUAGGGCUGCUAUACAUAAUUUUCAAAAUGUAUUUUGACGCAGGCUCUAUAUGACAUUUUAAUAACGUUCUUUUAUGACGUUUUUGAAACCCCCAAAAAAAUCACAGAGAAAACUUUUUGUAACUUUUACUAUAUGUUUUACUUUUGAAAUACGCGCAAAAAAACUGAAAAUUGUUUUGGAGACUGAACAUUUUGGUGUUUCUCCCCAGCUCGUUUUGGGAUGAACCAUUAUAAAGAAAGUAAUCAACAAAAUUCAAAGCAUAUAACUUGGAAGUUCUUGAUAUUCUGUAUGAUUGCUUAUUUUGACUUGCUAUAAGUUUUUUGGGAGUUUCACAGACUCUGAAUAACAGUACUCUAGUCUCAUUUAAAUGAAUAUAUAUUGGGCUGCUAAGUAUUUUUAUUUGUGAAGGUUGUGUUUCGCCCUUAGUGUUUAAAAUGUCUUAGUUAAUUUUUAUCUCAUGUUUUAUACAGUUGAAUUUUUAAAUUAUAUUCUGUGUAUUUAUGAAAACGUUCUGACGCGGUCAUUCUUCAGUAAAUCUUCGCCGUAAUAUUUUUUGUAAAUACCUAGUAUUUUAUUUGUUAUAAGCAUCAGUCCUUUUUCACACGUUAUUCUCAUCACGCCGAAUGCUUACAAAGUGUUACAUAGCAUAAUGGUAAUUCGUGUAGAGCCCCUUUUAUGUAUUUUGUAGUGAAACAGGACUAAGUGCACAAAAUUCUGUUUAUAUACAGAGUAUGACAAUAGCUUAAUUUUGUUGUACAUAUAAUGUAGCGUAUUAAACCUAGUAACUACACAUUUGAAUAUUCUUUUUUCUUAGUGAUGUAAAAGAAUAACUACGUAAAUUGUGGACACAGUUGCAAAUGAAUAAAUGUAUCUUUAUAA
Molecule: messenger RNA, 3680 nt
Organism: Acanthoscelides obtectus
Lineage: Eukaryota; Metazoa; Arthropoda; Insecta; Coleoptera; Chrysomelidae
Source: the annotation of a GenBank genome assembly